AUGCCGCUUGGUGCCAAAUGUAAUUCCAUCAGAAUUUGGGACCCUAUUAUAGAGAAGUUUGACGCUAGACUUUCAGUUUGGAGGCGUAUUUCAUUAUCGAGGGGAGUCAUUACCUUCUGGAAUGACUGCUGGUGCGGGAAGCAACCUUUAUCUUCUAGUGAAGGAAAUUGGAAGUUCCAGAAUAAAUUGUUCAAGUUGACUAGGAAUAAAAAUGCUUGUAUUGCUGACAUGAUUUCUAGUGAAGGAAAUUGGAAGUUCGAUUUCAGGCGGGUCCUAUCAUAUACAGAGGCUAAAGCAUAUGCAGUGCUCAUUACAACCAUUAGUGAUGUUCCCCCUGUUCGUCAUGGUUUGACAGAUACAAGGAGGUGGAAAUUGCAUCCCUCUGGUGUGUUCAUUGUCAAAUCAUUGUAUUCUCAGUUAGUAGCAAAAAAUGGCGUGCCUCACUUUCCUUCUCAUUUCAUCCAGCAGCAGGCAAUCCCUCCAAAAAUCUGUUUUCUUAUGUGGUGUUUUGUUCAUGACAAGCUGAAUACUAUAGAUAUGCUUCAAAAGAAAGGUAUGUCUCUUCAUAAUGAUUGUGCUUUGUGUGGUGGAGGAGAGGAGUCACAGAAUCAUCUUUUCCUACACUGUAAGCUUGCAUACAAAAUUUGGUGCCACUUAACACCAACAACAGGCUGGACUUGGGUUUUGCCGGGAUCAAUGAGAGCAUUGGCAGAUACCUGGCACACUAAGCAAUUUUCUCAAUCAGGCAACUACAUCUAG
Papaver somniferum (opium poppy) is the source of this 759-nucleotide messenger RNA. RefSeq lists its product as uncharacterized. The coding region runs from base 1 to 759 and encodes 252 amino acids. Lineage: Eukaryota; Viridiplantae; Streptophyta; Magnoliopsida; Ranunculales; Papaveraceae. The transcript is spliced from 2 exons. The record is from RefSeq and is a predicted model, not a curated record.